This is a messenger RNA of Beta vulgaris subsp. vulgaris (sugar beet), 1545 nucleotides long. Its product is annotated as endonuclease III homolog 1, chloroplastic. The transcript is spliced from 12 exons. Gene Ontology annotation, cellular component: chloroplast nucleoid; nucleus. Gene Ontology annotation, molecular function: oxidized pyrimidine nucleobase lesion DNA N-glycosylase activity; 4 iron, 4 sulfur cluster binding; DNA-(apurinic or apyrimidinic site) endonuclease activity. The coding region runs from base 41 to 1288 and encodes 415 amino acids. Lineage: Eukaryota; Viridiplantae; Streptophyta; Magnoliopsida; Caryophyllales; Amaranthaceae. The record is from RefSeq and is a predicted model, not a curated record. Gene Ontology annotation, biological process: base-excision repair, AP site formation; base-excision repair; nucleotide-excision repair.
AAACAAAAAAUGUCAAUAAAGAAGAACAAAACCCCAAAUAAUGUUGAUCAAACUCCCAUUUGGGCAACUACAUUCUCUACGUUGCGCGGGAAUCAGCUUGAAAAUGCCCAUCACAAGAUUUUCUUCGAAGAACCUUCCCAUCAAUCCUAAGCAAGAAACCCAAAGUUUAAAGGCACUCCCACCACAUCAAGUUUCUGAAUUGAAAACCACAGUUUCUGGUUCAGAAACUCAGGUUUUUGUUAGGAAAAAGAGGGUGAAAAGAGAGGUUAGUGAAGAGCAAGAAACAGAUAGUAGCCAUGGAAAUAGAAUUUCUGGUCUGCCUGAUAUUGAAGAUUUCACCUUUCAAAAGGGCAAUCCAUCAUCAUCUACAAAAGGGAAGUCAGAACCUGUUUCUCCAGCACAUCCAAUAGGAGCUGGGGUUGUUUCUACCAUGAAGCAUGAAGGGAAGUCAGAACCUGUUUCUCCAGCACAUCCAAUAGGAGCUGGGGUUGUUUCUACCAUGAAGCGUGAAGGACCAUUUGUUUCAGGCGAGCCUCCAGAAAAUUGGGUGAAGGUUCUCGAAGGGAUCCGGGACAUGCGAUCUUCUGAAGAUGCACCAGUAGACUCUGUUGGAUGUGAGAAGGCUGGAAGUACUCUUCCCCCGAAGGAAAGAAGAUUUGCAGUAUUAAUUGGAACACUUCUUUCAAGCCAAACCAAGGAUCAUGUCACUCACGGGGCAGUCGAGCGUCUCUUGCAAAAUGGACUUCUCGAUCCUUAUUCCAUUGAGAAGGCUGAUGAAGAGACCAUCAAGAACUUGAUCUACCCGGUGGGAUUUUACACCAGGAAGGCCAGUAACGUAAAAAAAGUCGCUAACAUCUGUAUAUUGAAGUAUAAUGGAGAUAUUCCAAGCUCACUGGAGGAACUACUCGAACUCCCUGGGAUAGGUCCAAAAAUUGCCCAUCUGGUGUUGCACAUUGCCUGGAAUGAUGUUCAAGGUAUAUGUGUUGAUACUCAUGUCCAUCGCAUCUGCAACAGGCUAGGAUGGGUGUCACGAGCUGGCAUCAGUCAUAUAAACUCUCCACAGAAAACUAAAUUACCAGAGGAAACUCGAGUGGCACUGCAGAAGUGGCUUCCCAAGGAAGAAUGGGUUUCAAUUAACCCACUUUUGGUAGGGUUUGGGCAGACCAUAUGCACACCACUGAGACCACGAUGUGGUGUCUGCAAGAUUAAUAGCCUCUGCCCAUCUGCUUUCAAGGAGGCCCCUAGCCCGUCAUCCAAAUCAAAGAAACCAGCACGUGAAAAACUUUAGUAGCAGUAAAAACUCAUGUGGAUGUCAUGAAAAUCAUUUUAGUUAUUGCUACCAAGAUCUAAGCUUGUCUAAUGUUUUGAAAGAGGGGACGAAGCACUGUAAUCUGUAGCUGUUUAUGCUCAACGCCUCAAGUGGCAAAAAUAUCAGUUUGGAUGUAAUUUUUGACUUUCUAGGCUGUAAAUGCCCUUGUUUGUGAUUAUAGGAGACAAUUAUGGAUAUCGAUAUCAAUUUAUCCAAUGAUAUAUUCGUUCCAAGUA